CUCUGACGUCGAUCAUCAAAGCUUUUCCAUGUUGAUAUCUUUCGAGAUGAAAAUUCGGGGUGCCGUUGGCGAGGUAUGGGGACGUCGAAUUCCGGUUCAAAAUGACCAAAACUCUGUUCGCGGGAACGAAUUCGCUAAGAAGAUGUGUUUGGCAGCAAUUCCGCAGCGUUCGCGGUGGUAUGUGGCAUCUAAUGCUUGACAAACGCACAAGCGAAGCGAUAUCGAGGGGCCAAACAGCCAUGGAAAGCGUUAACACAGAAGUUUUGCGCGUUUGUUUGGCCUCAACGCCCAGGAGCUUUGCAGUCGGUUAGAUUCCACUAAGCCUAGUUUGGAUAUAGCGCGCCAUUAGUCAUAUCUGAACUAGACCUAAGGAGGACUAGCGCGGUGGCUGAAGCAAAGCGGCCAAAAACACCAGGGAGGCUCCAAGCGCGGUGACAACGGAGGCAGACAGACAGACAGAGACCCCAAACCACAUAUCGAAACUGACCCGCAUAUCCCAAUUGCUCCGCUUCCUCGAGCGAUAUCCCUGGCAGCGAUCGAUGAACCCCGUUUUAGUGUUCGAGUAUUAGGAGGAGUGUAAAUGUUUGUUUGAUCCAACUCAGCCCGUCGCUCUCCUACUACACUCCAUCCCAUCCCUUCUCUCCUACUCACUCCAGCCCUAUACUAUACAACGCUGCCCGCCUCCAUUACCAUAUCCGAACGCGUGGGACACCAUGCCUCGUACUUCAAAACGCACGCUGGAGGAGAUCGUGCUGAAGUCAGAUUCCGACGAUGGCGACUACAGCGAUAGCAAGCCGCGACCUGCACGGAAGUCCACUACCUCCAAAUCCAAAUCGAAGAAACGACCUACUAAACGGCGGAGAAGAAACUCGAUGGAUGACGAUGAUGACGAGUCCGACAUCCUUACCAGUGAGGACGACAUCUCGAUUGAAUCUGAGUUUGAUGAAGACGAUCCCACCCUAGAAAGAAACGCGCGAGGAUCGAUAAAGAGGAGGGCUGCAAAAAAAGCCAACUAUCAGGUUUCGUCUACUAGCGAUGAGGAUGAGAAUGAGCUGGAGGAGGAGGAAGACGAGGAAGAGGAAGAUAAGCGGGAGGUGAAGGGGAAAUCACGAAAUACCGACAAAGGUAGAACAACAAGACGAUUAUUAGUGAAGUUCCCCAUCGCGGCCCAGUCAAGCACGACCCGUCCUACCAGGAAUACCCGGGGUCGAAGCGCCAGCAAGGAAAAUCCGACACCCACCGAGUAUCAAGGGACCAGGCGAAUUACUCGCCGAACCUACGAUGAGACUGAGGAUAUUGUUGCACUCACUGGUUCCGGACGCCACGUCCAGACAGUACGUAAAGCCACACGCAGUCCUGAGUCCUUGCCACGGACACGUAGGGGCGCUGCCGCGCCUGCUCAUGUUCCCUCCAAAAGUACCAUCGACGAGGAAGAGGAAGUCUCCAACCAGGAGUUGCAAGACGAAGGUGAUACAGUGCCUGCUGACCCGGUGGCGUCGCAGAUUGAAAUAAUGGAAAGUGACCAACAUGGAGAUUUUGAGGAAGACGCACCAGCUGUGGCUGCGUCAGAUAAUAUUAAUCCUCCACCUGAAGCAGAAGAGAACUCUCAAGAUAAGGAUGUUGAAAUGGGUGGAGAGGGCUUUGUACCUGAAUCGGACCAAGGUGGGGAAAACGAAGAGGAAGAAGAUGAGGAUGAGGCCCCACGGUCGAGUAGAAACCCCCGGGCGAGUCGGAAGCAGAAUAUGCCAGCUGAGACUGUGGAAGAGGCAAACCCACCCACUCGCCGUUCCACGCGCAAAUCUGCCGCUCGAAGUUCGCGCCAACCAGAAGAGGAUGGCAGCGAUUUUGAGCCGAAUGAUGACGAGGCCAAUGAUGAAGAUUUAUCUGAAUCGGAAGCAUCUCAGGCCUCGCCGCGCAAAGACAGCCAACAAAAUAUCGACGAGGCUUAUGAGAGUAGUAAUGACCGUCGAUCCAGGCUUAGAAAGCGACAAUCUCAAUCCCAAGGGCGUGUUGAAUCGGAGGCAGGUGAACUUGCAGAAGAACUGGCAGAGCUGAGACCUGGUCGGCGCCGCCGGAGAGCACAAAAUGAAAUAGUCUAUGAAGAUAAACCGCGGCGCACUCGAAAGUCUGUGGACUAUAGAAUCAUCCGACCUGAGAUUACUUUGCCUAUUGAAGAUGAAGACAACGUACCUUCCGGGUCUCCUUCGCGGCGUGGUCGAGGUGGAGGCAGUGGCUGGCAGAGAACCUUAUUUUCAACCUAUGGCCCCUUUGGAGGUGCAGGUGGCCUUCCGCCGCUCCUAGGGGGUCCGGGGACGGGCGCAGCAGGUGGAGCAGACAGCGACAGUAGCGAUGAUGAUUCCGGCCAAAGGCCAAUGAUUGGUGGAAUGUCAGGGAUGACCCCUACGGCAGGAUUUGCACCCGGGUUCAAUAUUGCUCCUGGCCAUGCAUUCGCACCUGAUACCGCCCCUGGUCUCUCAGGCACUCCAGCAAAUUUCGGAAAGGUGAAGGAUAAGCAAGCUCUGGCUGACUCUGACCCGCUGGGAAUCGAUCCCAAUGUCAAUUUCGACAGCGUUGGGGGUCUACAAGGUCAUAUCGACCAGCUCAAGGAAAUGGUUGCGCUUCCUCUGCUCUAUCCGGAGAUUUUCCAACGGUUUCAUAUCGUUCCACCACGAGGUGUUUUGUUUCAUGGACCUCCUGGUACCGGAAAAACGCUUCUUGCUAGGGCUCUCGCCUCUAGCGUGAGUUCAGAGGGCCGUAAGGUAACCUUCUAUAUGAGAAAGGGAGCAGAUGCUCUCAGCAAAUGGGUGGGUGAAGCGGAGAGGCAACUCCGUUUACUUUUCGAUGAAGCUCGAAAGACCCAACCUAGCAUUAUCUUUUUCGAUGAAAUUGAUGGCUUAGCACCAGUUCGAUCGAGUAAACAGGAACAGAUUCAUGCGUCUAUUGUUUCCACUCUCCUUGCAUUGAUGGAUGGUAUGGACGGUCGAGGCCAGGUUAUUGUCAUCGGGGCAACGAAUCGGCCGGAUUCCAUUGAUCCGGCCCUGCGACGCCCUGGGCGGUUCGAUCGCGAAUUCUACUUCCCUCUACCUAAUACUGAAGCCCGACGCGCGAUUUUGGAUAUUCAUACUCGGGGCUGGGAUCCUCCUCUUCCAGACGAAAUCAAGGAUGAAUUAGCAGAGCUGACCAAGGGGUAUGGCGGUGCGGAUCUACGGGCUCUAUGUACAGAAGCAGCCUUAACUGCAGUCCAGCGAAAGUAUCCACAAAUCUACAGAUCGAACGAGAAGCUCCUGAUUGACCCGAAGAAGAUAGAAGUUUCCCCAAAGGACUUUAUGAUGUCUAUCAAAAAGCUUGUUCCCUCAUCGGAAAGGUCUGCAUCAUCGGGUGCUUCGCCUUUACCUUCCAUUGUUGAACCCCUCCUCAAAGCUCCACUACGCGACAUAAAGCAGAUCCUCGCAGGGAUUCUUCCGCAAAAGAAGCGGCUUACGCCUUUGGAAGAGGCUCAGUUUGAAGAGCCGGAGGACUCUGCUGGAUUCAAGAAAGAACGGAUGCAACAAGAAUUUGAGACCUCCCGCAUAUUUAGGCCAAGGCUACUGAUUCGGGGCAAUCCGGGAAUGGGCCAGCAGUAUCUUGCGGCUGCACUGCUGCACCACUUUGAGGGACUGCAUGUACAAGCUUUUGAUCUUCCAACGCUAAUAAGCGACUCUACCAGGUCACCAGAAGCUAGUGUAGUUCAACUUUUUACAGAGGUGAAACGGCACAAACCAAGUGUCAUCUAUAUACCCAACGUGCAAACCUGGUACGAAACAGUCGGGCAAACAGUCAUUUCAACAUUCCUUGGUUUACUACGCUCGCUUCCCCCAACGGAUCCUGUGUUACUUCUUGGGGUACUUGAGGAUGAUGGUGACAAUAUCGAUACCACGAUGAUGCGUGAUUUCUUCGGUUUUUCCAAAAAGAAUCGAUUUGAUCUGCAUGCACCCGAAAGUCUAUGGCGAUACGAGUUCUUUAGUAACUUAAUCAAGUAUAUUAAAAGUGCUCCGCCCGAAUUUCCCGACCCAGAGAAUAGGAAAAGGCGAAAGCUCGAAACGCUAGAACGCGCCCCUCCGGCUCCUCCACCACCACCAGUACCCCCAACACGACAAGAGAUAAAGGCACAGAAGAAACGGGAUCGCUAUACUCUGAACGCUUUGAAGAUCAGAAUUCAACCAAUCAUGGACGAGAUUAAGAAAUAUAAGAAAUUCCGGGCUGGCGUCAUUGACGAAGCGCAAAUUGGGUAUCUGUAUGAAGAGGAGGACCCGAACAUUGUAACAAGUGAUAUACCUUUAGUGCACCGCACUACCUUCCGCCCUUUCGAAAAGGACGUUGACAAACACGGCGUACCUGGUUUGCGCGAAACUGUAUCCGGAAAGUUUUAUUACAACCUUGAUAUUGUUACAAUCGAGAAACGGUUGUCCAAUGGAUAUUAUAAGCGGCCGAAGGACUUUUUGGCUGAUAUUAAGCGGAUUGCGAAAGAUGCACGGCAGCUUGGAGACCAGGAUAGGCAGCUGAAGGCAAACGAAUUAUUAUCAAAUGUUGAAGUUGAUAUCGGUAAUAUUGAACACACAGAUCCCCUGCUUGUGGCUGAGUGCGAGCAAGUCUACCUUCGUGAAGUCGAACGUGAGAGGGUUUCUCUCGAAAAAGCCAAGCGGGCGGCGGGCGCGGACGGUGUCAUGGCUCCUCCUCCAAUAAUGAAUGUUCCUCAUGGAAAUACGGAAACAUCAUACCAAUCAUCGGGGCCGGUUGUCCUGGGCGAACCUUUUGCAGGUCGUCACCUCUCAACCCAUGGGGAACCCACCACCCCGACUCGUAUCUCUCACGCCAGUACUGUUACGAAUGGACACGGGCCGGGUAAAACUAGCGUGGGUGCGAAUGAAACCGGCAGUCGACCUCCAGCCAGCAACGGAUUUGUUGGUGCUGAUGGCGAUGUUCAGAUGUCAAAUUCAGAUGAUGUUCAACCCAGCGAGCGCGACAAUACCCAGAAUAGUUCCUUUGGGCAAUCGGCACAACCACGACCACCACACUCUUACACCGCACCUUCCCAACAGCUCCGGCAACAAUCCGGUCUCUCAAAUUUGUCGCAGAAGAGGACACUGACGCCAAUGGCCCCUGGUUCACAGCCAGGUGACUACACCAACGAUGCCUCUACUACGCAAACAACUUCAGACAAAAAACACUCGGGUCUUUCAUAUGCACACCAGAUUAACACCCAAAGCUCAAUAAGUGGUUCAGCGAGACAUGAGUACCCAGAUCUGAAUUUGUACCCUGACCGCCUGUCUGGAGAUGAGCCUCUACCCGAUACGCAGCAGGGUGAGAGCGGUGCCUGGGGCACACCCCUUACGGGCAUUGUAGACUUUGCGAACUCGGAACCUAGCCUUGCAAAUGGCAGCCAAUCGCAGCGCAACAUCAACAACAGCAACAAUAGCAAAUUCUCACAAUGGGAUGCACAACCUCCCAUACCACCAUUCGACGGUGCCGGACCGAGGACGACAACUACGCCCCGCCAAGCGCGCGUGCAGGAACUUCUGCACGGGGAGGGUGCCCAACAAGAACAUCACCAUUCUUCAGCUCCCUUCCCUCCUGCUGCUGGGAAGUUGAUUGUAGAUGACCGUCGUCUCGAAGCACUGCAUCAGACAUUUACGCAGAGGACCAAUGGGCUGUCCGUUGAACAGCUGGAGCAGGUUAAUACGAGCCUUAUGGAUUGCGUGUGGAGGAUGCGUGGGGAGUGGAAUCGGGUAGAGGUUGCGGAGGCGGUGGAGCAGGCGUUUGAAGAGGUGUUGAGUGAUAUACAGUCUAUGCAGGACUUUUCGGUGAUUUCUUGAGCAUUUUUCUUUUUAUCUUAGGGGCGGGAAGGGGGUAGGAUUGAAAUGAAAGCCUUUUUUGUGUGCGUGCAGGUGGCGGUAUGGUUGGGUGUUUUUGUACGCUUUACUUAUUGUUUCAAUUAAGCUUAUUACCUUUCUAUGAUAGGUAACAGGGCGAGAAUCGAUUUCACUGUCCCGUGUAUUUAAGCUCUUUUUGCAAAAAAUUCCUCCCUUCCCUCAUCCCUUUUGUUUUCUUUUCUUGUAUUUGGGUACGAUAAUUCCCUUUUCGCGGUUUGUUUUAUCAGGUAGUGUUUUUAUUUUUUUUGUCUAGCUCAUGCACCUAUUCUCCCCCAACUCAUCUCCUAUGUUAUAGAACUGGUUUCUAUGGUAGUUAUAUCUAUAUGAACCUUCCAUUUUAUUUCUAUUUCUAUUUUCUUUUUCAGAGAGUUAGAUAGAAUAAGUACGGGAGCACUGCAUGUCUGCCAGACCAAUACAC
Messenger RNA from Blastomyces dermatitidis ER-3, 6327 nucleotides. Its product is annotated as AAA family ATPase. Gene Ontology annotation, biological process: positive regulation of transcription by RNA polymerase II. Lineage: Eukaryota; Fungi; Ascomycota; Eurotiomycetes; Onygenales; Ajellomycetaceae. Bases 714 to 5852 code for a protein of 1712 amino acids. Gene Ontology annotation, cellular component: nucleus. Gene Ontology annotation, molecular function: ATP hydrolysis activity; ATP binding; chromatin binding. The transcript is spliced from 3 exons. The record is from RefSeq and is a predicted model, not a curated record.